AUGGAAGAGUCUCCACGCAUAGGUGGAGGCUACUCAUUGACUUCUAGGGGUGGUGAAGAAUUCUUUCUGUGUCAUACUCCCCAACCCCACGACACUCACAAAGAAAAGCUUCAACACCCAAUCUCCACUGAUAGCGGAAAAAUCUUUGUGCCAGAUACCACAUGUGAUAAAAACAACCAACAUCGGGGAAAGCAGCAGAUCAAGGCAAGAUACUUAGAACUUCCCAAGGACUCGUAUUCUCGUCCCCCUGCAAGUGCACUAGAUGAAAUAUCUGAAAUCAAGUCGCCUUUAGGGUGCUUAGAUUCAUCCUCACUUCCUUCCGAAGUUUCACCUUUUUCUGUAUCUCAGACAAUGAUAGAGUCUUCUUAUUUGGUGGGGCUGGAGGGCGAAAGCGUGGAUGACGGUGACCAGGUUUAUGACACAAAACGACCUGAGGAGAUCAGAAAGGUCAAAGAACAUAACAGACCACAAAAUCAAGUUGGCACGGCCACGGUGGGCAUGAAGGGCGCAUCUCUUCCCACGCAGGGCCAACAGAAUCUAAAUACCUACCCGCGGCAACAGUUACCGGCAUCUUACCAUGAAUGGAUCGAGGGUAUUGUGGACAUCGCUACACAUGUGUGGAUGCCGCUUGGUCUUUUUACUUUUCGACCGAAUGCUGAGUUUCCCUUAGAUCUUGAUCACGGGGCUGCAGGGGAGUCAACAAAGGCAGUUCACGACUCGGAAUAUGGCAAAAUGUUUCUGUGCUGCCUCCAGGAUUUUUACUCCCACGUGGUGCAAGAAGGGACCUAUCCCUAUCCUGGGAUCAUGCGGAUUUCCAAUGGUCUGUUUCAAUUGCUUUUUAAUACCGUCUUCUAUUGUCUUUUUCUUCUUGAUUUGCAUCAAUGUCCUGCUUAUGACACGAAAAGCAAUCCCGAAGUGAAUCCACAUGGCCCAAAGAACACACACGGGGUAGGGUGUGCCUCUGGUAGCUCGACGGGCCCAGACCGCCCCCCCUCUUUAGUGCCCGCGCCGUUGUCAUGGACUAAGACUACAGCUUCACACUCUCGGACAGAUAAUUCCAGAGGGCCAAGGGAGGAUCCAAGGCGGCGGUGGCAGCCGAACCCUUCCGUAUCAAAUCGAAGUUCUUUAGUGGGCGAUAAGACCCCUGGUGGUGUGCCCAAAGUUCAACCGCGACGUACGCAUCAUUUCUGCCGCAAUGACUCCAUCCAUGACUCACUGAAAACAUCAGAUUUGAAUGCCCUCGAUGAAUCCUAUGCUAGGUGGUUGCGCGUUCCAUUGUCAGUACUGGAUUGGCGCUUGCUUGUGCGUUGUCUUGCGCAGAUGGGGUAUAAACGGGAUCAGUUUUACAUUCAAACCCCCACUCACGCAUCGCCACACGAGUUGCUGCUCGUUAUGCUUUGGUUGACGAAACAAUAUCAACUUGUUACUGUAGCCGAGUAUGUUGAAAUAAACCAACGGUACCCUUUUCUCCUUCGCUAUCAUACCGCGACGAGUGAUAGUGAGGGGAGCCCCUUGCUUGAUAUAGCCUUAACCAUGAAUCAGGAACGGCUGCUAUUUUCCUUUUCCAAGUCUACUGUGUGGCCACCUGCAAGCUUUGAUGAAAGCGCGAUCAUUACCCACCGCCUGCGUCAAAUCGAGCGAAUACUUGGCGCCGAGAGAUCCGAAAAGUGCAUGCCUCAACUCGUUCCACAACAAGGGCAACAUUGUGCGGGAGGAGUGGAAAAGACUGUCCUUCGAAGAGUGCUUUCAGUACAGAAUUUAAUCCAAAUGUCUUUGAAUCGCUUGGAACGCGCUCUCCAGCAGCGCAACGAGUUGAUUUCUUCCUUGGGUCCACACAGUUAUCUGGAUGCUCAACUAUGCACCUAUGAAAAUCACAAUCUUUACGUGAGGGUCGUUGAGGGACUUUCCCACCUGUUAGCGAUGGAAAAGCGUGUUCUCCAACGCAGCAGAAGCUUGUGUGCAGCGGGAUUGUUGUUAUCCUUUGUCAUAUCGCAUCAAGACCCGCCCACUCAUGUCACCGACUGGGAUGUCGUGGAGUCGUUAGAAGGCGACGCCGCGACAUGGCUUGCUAAUGGGUACGACAAUGAACAAGACGAGGUAAAGGGGUAUGACAAAACAAAGACGAUACCCGCUUCCCUGGGGCGUUUGGAGGCAGUAAGAAGAGGUCAGAUGCGUCACACUACAUUGAGCCAAGCCUCUGCAAACGAAGAGGGUGACCGAAAUACGGAGCUGCUGAGCCAUACAAUUUCACAGUUCCGUGCGGCACGUAUCAAAGAGCACCUUGGGAGUAUGUGGAAGUCUAUGGUACGGAGGGCAAAAAUCCAUGCUUCUCCGGAGGAUUCCACGUCUAAUAGUUUGUGUUGUGAUGGUUCAACGGUUUUGUUAUCAGAUGAAGCCCAAGCUAAGAUUGAGCUUCAUGUGAAGCAUCAUAUUGAUCGUUAUUACUCUCUUCACGCUGCGCUUGCGGCAGAAUUACUAAUCUUCCAGUGCCAACAUCAACAGCAAAUUCACAGUUCGCAGGAUAGAAACCCACUUGAUGAUUCUCAUAGUAGCACCUACGGCUCUUCCUUUUUUGGCAAUCAAAGCAGCACUGUUCAGCCGUAUAGAGGCGGAAAUGGAACUUCACCAUUACCGCUUAAUAGCUCUGGAGUGCCCUUAGCUGUGCCACUAUUAUUCACCACCACCACAUCCACACUGCCGUCUGAUAUUAGUGGUGCGACCGAUUCAACAUAUAAAGGUACGCCGCUAGGAGACUACGACAUUCAGCCAGUUGAGAUUGGUGAUCCAGGACCAGGUGCGACGACCUCGGCAAUCAUCGAAUUUGAGCGCAUAUCGCGAAUUCUUGAGGAAACAAUUCAAGAGUCUAAAAACCAACGGGAUGAACGGGUUGCUUUUUGUCGGGAAUCUCUCAACCAUCUCCGUCGUGUUUACAACUUGCGAAUGCUUACAAAGAUUGAUCAGGGUUGAGGCGGAUGAGCAGAAUGUUUUAUUCCUUAAUCUGUUUUUCUGGAAUUAUUUAAUCCCGGAUUAUGGAAAAGGCAGAAGGCUCAAUGCUUAUUUUAUAAAAUCUAGCU
Molecule: messenger RNA, 3074 nt
Organism: Phytomonas sp. EM1
Lineage: Eukaryota; Euglenozoa; Kinetoplastea; Trypanosomatida; Trypanosomatidae
Source: the annotation of a GenBank genome assembly